Messenger RNA from Frieseomelitta varia, 3226 nucleotides. RefSeq names its product long-chain-fatty-acid--CoA ligase 1. Gene Ontology annotation, cellular component: endoplasmic reticulum; membrane. The transcript has 8 exons. Gene Ontology annotation, biological process: long-chain fatty acid metabolic process. NCBI's taxonomy places the organism in Eukaryota, Metazoa, Arthropoda, Insecta, Hymenoptera, Apidae. The record is from RefSeq and is a predicted model, not a curated record. Bases 359 to 2344 code for a protein of 661 amino acids. Gene Ontology annotation, molecular function: long-chain fatty acid-CoA ligase activity.
GGAAGUUAUAGAUCCAGGAUGACGUUCAACGACUAAUCUACAUCUACAUCAAUCUUUCUAAUCUACGUCAUUCUUUCUAACAAUAAGCAGUGCUCGAACAAAUCGCAAACGCAACGACACCCUCGCUGAUGGCGUUCAGUAAGCGGGCUGUCAUCGUUCGCUAAAAGAAUUUCUACCGAACGCUUUCAGCCAGCUCGUUCGACGUCCGAGUCUGACGAGUUGAUCGAUUUUUUUCACGGCUGGCGAUCAUCCAACAAGUUCGGCGGCUGUCGAGGACGACGCUCGCUCCACCAGCAGUCCACUAUAUUUAAAUAUAGUCGAAGAUCGUCGUAGAGAGGUUGGACGAGCGGCUAGUCUUAUGUGCGAGCCACUGAUAGCAGCCGCUCCUCUCGGUGGAGCUGAGGCAGCAGUAGUGCUUCUGACAAGCAAAAGUGAUCGAGAGGGUACUGACCUGAUCAAAGUGUCGAGGUUUUAUAAGGACAGCAAGGAGGGAAAGUUCGUGAGCUUCUUGUACGAGGACACGAGGACCUUGUACGACGGUUUCCGCAAAGGCGCCAAGGUGUCCAACAAUGGCCCCUGUCUUGGCUGGCGAGAUGGACCAAAUAAACCAUACCAGUGGCUUCAUUACAACGAAACCCUGCUCAGGGCGAAGAAUUUCGGUUCUGGCCUAGUGUCUUUGGGGCUGAUGCCAGGAUCGCACGCGCUCGUGGGUCUUUACAGUCAGAACUGCCCAGAAUGGAUUCUCACCGAGCAGGCAUGCUACACGUACUCUUUGGCGGUAGUGCCUCUGUACGACACGUUAGGCCCUGAUGCCUGUGCCUUUAUCAUCAACCAGGCUGAGAUCAAUCUGGUUGUCUGUGAAAAUGACAAGAAGUGUAAUUUGCUGCUCGACAAGGCACCGAGAUGUCUGAGGAAAAUGGUGGUGAUAAAAGAGACGAGGCAAGCGACGAUCCAAAGGGCGAAGAACCGCGGCGUCGAGUUGCUCAAGUUCGACGACGUGGAGCGUUUAGGCGCCCAGAAAAACCAUCCGGAAGUGCCGCCAAAGAUGACGGAUCUGUGCACGAUAUGUUACACAUCCGGGACCACGGGCAACCCGAAAGGCGUGAUGUUAACGCAUCAGAACGUGAUGGCGGGGAUAAGCGCGGUUCUGACACAAUUAGGCGAGCACAAGCCCUCGUACAAGGACACGAUGAUCAGCUUUUUGCCCCUGGCACACAUGUUGGAACGGUGCUGCGAGAAUGGCAUGUACAUGGUGGGCGCGUCCGUGGGCUUUUACAGCGGUGACAUCAAAAGGUUGCCCGAGGAUAUGAAAGCGUUAAGGCCUACCGUGAUGCCAGCGGUGCCGCGGCUGUUGAAUCGAAUGUACGACAAGGUCCAAUCUGAACUUCAAAGCUCGUGCUUGAAAAGGCUGGUAUUCAGCCUAGGUAUGCGGGCGAAGGAGGCGGAGAUCAAGAAAGGAAUCAUCAGAAAUAACAGUGUGUGGGAUAAAUUGAUCUUUGGAAAGAUCAAGAAAUCGACGGGAGGAAGACUGAGGUUGAUGGUCGUCGGAUCAGCCCCAUUGGCGGGGAAUGUACUCACCUUCACCAGAUGCGCUCUCGGUUGUUUGAUCGUCGAGGGAUACGGCCAGACUGAGUGCGCUGCACCGAUCACCCUCACUGUUCAGGGUGAUCAUGUGCCAGAACACGUAGGUCCACCAGUCCCCUGUUGCUGCAUUAAAUUGGUGGACGUUCCAGAAAUGGAUUACUUUGCAAAGAAGAAUCAAGGCGAAGUGUGCGUAAAAGGCACCAACGUGUUCGUAGGAUAUUUCAAAGAUCCCGAAAGAACUAUCGAAGUUAUCGAUGAAUUUGGUUGGCAUCAUACCGGUGACGUUGGCAUGUGGUUACCUAACGGAACGCUUAAAAUAAUCGACCGAAGGAAACACACGUUCAAGCUUUCGCAAGGAGAGUACAUAGUUCCAGAGAAAAUCGAGAGUAUUUAUUUACGCAGUCAAUACGUUCAUCAAGUAUUCGUCCACGGAGAAUCCCUAAAAUCUUGUGUUGUGGGAAUAGUAAUACCAGAUGUAGAUGUUGUGAAAUGUUGGGCUGUAGAGAACGGUAUACCAGGUACGCUCAGCGUAUUAUGUGCUAAUUCGCAAGUCAAACAAUUGAUCAUGGACGAUAUGCUUUCGUGGGGAAAAGAAGCUGGUCUCAAAUCUUUCGAACAGGUAAAAGACAUUUACUUGCAUCCCGAUCCGUUCUCCGUGCAAAACGGCCUUCUUACUACUCCAACAUUGAAAAUGAAGCGACCACAGUUGAAAGAGUAUUUCAAACCUCAGAUAGAGGAUCUCUAUCGACAUUUGGACUGAUCAGACUGAACACUGACUUAAAUUCUAUCUUCAUUAGCAUCGGGAACAGCAACGUGAAGAAGGAUCGACACGCAUUUGCGUCGCAUUCACAAAGAAAUCACUUCCUCCAUCGAGUACUCGUAACGCCGCGAUAUUUUUAUUAUAUCAUUUUCUUCACAAUUACACGGCGGCGCAACAGAAACGAAAUGAAAGCACCGUUUAGGCUAUUAAGUAAUUGAUAACAUUAUAAUAAAAUGUAUUAUAAUUAGGCGCGUCUCGUUUUCUUUUGACUAUAAUCAUCCUUCGAUACUUGUCGCGUGUAUAUUUACAGAUUUCUUCGUCCCUAUCCUCGUAUUUUGAUACAGAUUAUUACCGCUUUUACGAUAUACAUAACGGCAUACAUAGAUGUACAUUUUUAUCGAUAACAAUAAUUAAACGAACUUUGAAUUAUAAUUUAGUACAAAGUAGAAUAUUUUGAAACGUGUAUAUCAUUUAUUUUCGUAAAAUGCAAUCGAACAUAUGUGCGAUAUGUAAAACGAACUUGAGAUUAACGUAAUAAAUAGAUUGCAAAACUGGGCAACUUAAAAAGUAGUGUAGCUAAUUUUAAAUACUUGGGAAUAUUUUAAUAAAUUCCGCUUGUGAACAGUGCUUACUAACAACAGCGAUGGAUAGAUGAACUUUUUAUAAUUAUUAAUAGUAUGUUAGAACUUCUCUUUCACUGUUUGGCGGCAUUCUGUCAUAUUUAAGCGUUUCUUCUUGUAUAAUAACGUGAGAUCUAUAUUAAACCGAUACGAAACUGUGAUUAACAUUAGUAAGCACAGAAUGCUUAACUUAUGAUACCACAUUCUCCAAACCAAUGAAAAGAUUAAUGAAAGAUAUUAAUAAAAUAUAUGAUAUGUAACA